This is a messenger RNA of Schizophyllum commune H4-8, 3081 nucleotides long. RefSeq lists its product as uncharacterized. The record is from RefSeq and is a predicted model, not a curated record. The coding region runs from base 27 to 2999 and encodes 990 amino acids. NCBI's taxonomy places the organism in Eukaryota, Fungi, Basidiomycota, Agaricomycetes, Agaricales, Schizophyllaceae. The transcript has 6 exons.
UCGCGCACUCCCUCCCUCUCAUACUCAUGCGUGCUCUAGGACAUGCGCUACUCUUCUUUGCGGCGUGCCCUCUCGGUGUGCAUGCCUUCUUCGAGCCUCCGAUUGUAUCCUUCGACGCGGGCGAUGGGAGCCUCGAUAUUACGCGCCCGCUGAUCGUGGUCGACGCCGACGACCACAUCGGCGUGCACAUCGCCGCGAACGCAGUCGCGGACGACUUCGAGCGCGUCACGGGCACGCGGGGGCAGACCGCGAAUGCCACCGCGGACGACAUCCCCACUCCGGGCAACGGCACCGCGCUAAUCCUCGUCGGCUCGCUCGAUAGUUCGGCGGUCAUCCAGAGCCUGAUCAGCGCGGAGAAGCUGAAUGUGUCGGAGAUUGAGGGCAAGUGGGAGUCGUUCGUGGUCUCGGUUGUAGACGCGCCGUUUGAGGGGACCGACCGCGCGCUGGUCAUAGCCGGCAGCGACAAGCGGGGCGCAAUAUUUGGGCUGUAUACGUUGAGCGAGCAGAUUGGAGUGUCUCCGUGGUACUGGUGGGCGGACAUCGUCCCCAAGAAACACGAUGCGAUCUACGCUUUACCCACGACGACCGCCUUUGGCGAACCCAGCGUCCGUUACAGGGGCCUCUUCAUCAAUGACGAAUCCCCCGCGCUCAACACCUGGGUCAUCGACAACUUCGGGCCCAAGUACAACGCCGCGUUCUACGCGCACGUCUUCGAGCUGCUCCUGCGCAUGAAGGCCAACUUCCUGUGGCCCGCCAUGUGGCCCUCGUACCCCUCGCCCGGGAACAGCUUCUUCGUGGACGACCCGCUGAAUCAGCAGACCGCGGACGCGUACGGCAUCGUCGUGUCGACGUCGCACCACGAGCCGAUGCAGCGCGCGACGAACGAGUGGCUCACGUCGGGGAAUGGGACCUGGGACUGGGAGAAGAACCAGGAGAACGUGACGACGUUCUUCGAGGCGGGCGCGGCGCGGGCGAAAGGGUAUGAGAGCUAUUUGACGCUGGGGAUGCGCGGCGAUCAGGAUGCGCCGUUGUCGGGGGACGACCCGAUGGCGAUCUUGAAGGAGGUGAUUGAUACGCAGCGGAGUAUCAUUAAGGAUACGUAUGGGAAUGAGACGGCGGUCAAGCAAGUGUGGGCACUAUACAAAGAAGUGCAGGAACUCUAUGAGGCGGGGCUCGAAAUCCCCGACGAUGUCACGCUCCUAUUCAGCGACGACAACUUUGGCAAUAUCCGAAGGCUACCAAGGGAAGACGAAUUGCAGAGGUCGGGCGGUACAGGGAUUUACUACCACUGCGAAUACGUCGGCGAUCCGCGCUCCUACAAGUGGCUCAACACCAACUCGCUUGGGAAGGCGCACCAGCAGCUCACCAACGCCCACGCGCGCGGCGCCAACCGCAUCUGGGUCAUCAACGUCGCGGACAUCAAGCCCAUGGAGACACCGCUCAGCCUUAUCAUGGCGCUCGCCUACAACGUCUCGUCCAUCACGCCCGACAGCAUUACCCAGUGGCUCACCGCGUAUGCUGCGCGCGAGCUCCCGGAGGAGCACGCCGAUGAGGCCGCGGAUAUCCUCCUAGCGUACUCGCGGCUGAUGGGGCUGAGGAAGCACGAGCACAUCGAGAGCGAUACGUUCUCUGUCAUCCACUACGACGAGGCGGAUCGGGUGCUCGGGGCGUGGGAGGCGCUGCGCAAGCGUGCCGAGGCAUUGAACGAGCAGCUGGAUGAGGCGUACCAGCCGUCGUUCUUCCAGCUUGUUCUGCACCCGAUCAAGGCGUCGCUGAUCUACAACAACGUCCGCGUUGCGCAGGGGAAGAACGCGUGGUUCGCUGGACAGCGGCGCAACUCGGCGAAUGAUUGGGCGGGGAAGACGUUGGAUUACUUCGGCCAGGAUUAUGACUUGCAGCUGGAGUGGAACGCGAUGCUGGACGGGCGGUGGGACCAGAUGAUGCGGCAGACGCACUAUGGGUAUCGGCAAGGGCUGUGGCGGGCACCGAUACGGGAUAUGAUUACGGGCCUCUCCUACGUUCAGCUCCGACAAGACUCGUACCCUGCAGUUGGACAGCUUGGCGUGGCAGUCGAGGGCGGUGUCGAGCCAUACCCAGGUGUCUUCAACGAAGGCGACAAUCUGGCGAAGCCGUCCCGCAAGGACCUCGUCAACGGCGUCACCUUCACGAACGUCUCGCAGUACGGCUCGCCCACGCGGUGGUUCGAGGUCUACGGUCGAGGCGGUCAGGACGUGCACUGGACAGCUUCGGCGGAGCAGCCAUGGGUAUCACUAUCCGCUUUCGAGGGCGACGUGUCGGCCGCGAACGGUUGGGACGAGCGAGUGUUAGUGCAUGUGGACGUUGAUGCGGUUCCCGACGGCUACAACGAUACGUCCCUCAUCUACGUCAACGGCAGCGACGGCUCGUACGAGGAGCUGCAUCUCCCCGUCAGCAAGGUCUCCUUGCCAGGCGACUUCAGCGGCUUCGUGGAGGCCGACGGCUACGUUUCCAUCGAGGCCGCGCACUACACCUCGUCGUCGGACGCGGCUAGCUGCAUCGAGUACCCCUUCCUCUCCCGAAGCAUCAACGGCAGCGGCGCAAUAGGGCUCGGUCCAUCUGUCGGGCGGAACCUCAGCCUUCCGGGCGACGCACCCUCCCUGCAAUACUCCUUCUACCAAUUCAGCGGUACGCAGAACCUUACGGUCACGCUCUACUUCACCAUGGCGCUCGACACGGACCCGGAGGCGCCGUUCCAGUACGCACUGUCGUUCGACGGCUCGACGCCGAAUGCAACGCGGCUCAUCCCCGAGCCCGCGAGUGCCGGCGACCUCCCGGACGGGUGGACGGACGCGGUGAUGGACCAGGUGUGGACGCGGAACGCGACAUUUAACUCUUCGUCGGGCGCGCAUACGCUGGAGUAUUGGGCCAAUGGGCCGGCGGUGUUGCUUGAGAAGAUUGUGGUGGAUACCGGUGGGCUGUUGGAGAGCUAUCUUGGUCCUCCGGAGAGCAAGCGCGUGUAAGCAGAGGCGCAAGCUUCAAACUAAAUGUUACACUUAUAUCAUGUACUUGUAGAAGGAAUGCGAUUCUCCGCGAUGACACAUU